Messenger RNA from Rhipicephalus microplus (southern cattle tick), 4223 nucleotides. RefSeq lists its product as uncharacterized. NCBI's taxonomy places the organism in Eukaryota, Metazoa, Arthropoda, Arachnida, Ixodida, Ixodidae. The record is from RefSeq and is a predicted model, not a curated record.
CCGACCGCACCGGUCGCAGACACGAGAGAGCGAGAUCUCGGGGUGAACGGGAAGAACCAGCGUCGCCGGCAAGACCUACGCGCCGGCGUGCUUGUCAAGACUGUUCGCGCUCGUGCUAGCUGCAGAGGAUGCGUACCACCGCUGCCUUCACCGAAGCUCGUCUCGACACCUCGGCAAACGGCGUCGUAGUCCAUUGCAAGCCUUUACCUGAAUGACGCCGAACCUCUGGGAUUUGAACCUCGUCCACGGAGGAGGUCUAUCAGCUCUUACCACGGCUCAUUAGUUGGUUCCAGACCACCGUGUAAAACCUCACAAGACUGUGUCUGCUGCCUACGUACGAGCUCGUCACAAUACCUCGACAAACAGCGCCGUAGUUCGUUGAGAGCCCUUUUAUUUUGCAUGACGCCGAAAGUUUAAGGAUUCCAACCUUGACCAAGGGGGCUCAUCGGCUUCAUCUAUCACAGCUCCUGGGCUGGUACCGGACCACUGAGCAUAACCUCCUACGUCUGCUCCAGGAGCGGAUGAGUCCUACACGGCGCUUCCCUUCGGCAAAAUCCGUUACCACUGUGUGCUCUUACUCCGUUGACCAUCUGUUGCGGCUUGCGUCUGAUAAUUUACUCGUUCCGAGAAACGUCGACUUACCUGUGCCGACUCUUGGUGUUUCCGCUAUAACGCGUCGUUGGUGGGUUUCAUCGAGAUUUCAAUUACUGAACCAUAAACGUUCAUGAUUGUGAAGUGGGCCGUUGAGGUGUUGAAAAACUGUGCGCACGGUGAUUUGUUUUCAAGUUGACCAGAAACAAAAAGCACUAUUCUCGUUGUUACACGUGUCCACGUGCAUCGUGACAAUCGUUUCUUUCUUACUUUCGUCGGUGUGUUCUGGAACAACGCUGACGUACCGCUUGCGGACAGUCAAGCGUUAACCAGUCAGCUGUUAACCAGACCCUCGUGUAUUACGUUGCCUCGCUGCCGCCUACAGAACAUCGCCUAAACCUGCUACAUUGGAAACCCACGUUACCGAGGACACAGGCAUUGGUUCUUGUACCGAAGUUGCAGUGAAGCGAGCCGGUUGUGUUUUUGUGAUUGUGUUCGCGUACCCUUUACCAUCUGUGCCGUCCAUCUCUGCCACUUUCGCCUGCGGUCCACCUCGGUCGCUGGGAGCACCUGUCGUUUUGCCGGCGUACGCCACUUUCGUCUGAGCCCGUCUUCCAUCUGCACCUCCCAUACUGAAAGCCCCACCCCCGUUCGACGCAGACGCUUGGAUUGUUUUCUGGUGCCGUGGGAACCCAAGCUCUUCUCUUUCUUCUCAUUACUUUGCUUCAGCGUCAGCCAAGGACCCGAUCAAUCAGUGGAAACACCGAAACGUCAUUCCCUCCAGAGCUCUGAGCCGUAACCGUGCGACUGGCACCAGAAGUCAGCGAGCGUAGUGACCGCCGCCACAUCAACCCCGAUAUCUGGAGCGAUUGCCGUAUACUCCGCGAGGCUGUAGCGGGCGCCCCUGAACCGAGACCGCAGCCCGAGGGAAUGCUGUUGCGUCCCGUCGGUCCUCGCCUCCUCUCCAGUGCAGCCACAACCUUACCCACCACCGCCGUCGACCCGCCGUUGUCGCUACGGUCGCCGGCGGCGCCGCCAUGUCUCUGAGCUCGAAGAACACGGACGGCUCGCCGCGUAGCGGCGGCAGCUGGCAGCCGGGUCUGCCUCCGCGGGAGUUUGUGCGCCGGGUGCCGCUGCCGCAGGUGGUGCGCAUCGCGGAGCGCGUCCACUCGCCCUCCAGCCUGGACCUGAGCCAACCGCUGGUGCUGUACGGCGCCUACAGAUGUCGCAAGGUGCACGCGCGCUCCCUGGCGCCCGACGCGCGCAGCUCGGGCCUCAGCACCACGGGACCACCACUCGUCAUACCGGACAGCUACGCCGGGUGGUUCGCCAUAAUCUCGGAGGACGGCCACACGGCCGGCUACUUCAACUGCCUGGAACAGGUGGCCAUGGCGCAGGUGUCCCACUUCCUGGCCAGGGAGCCCCUGCAGGGUUACCGCCUGCUGGGACACAGCCACGAGACCGGGAGGGCCGAGUACAGCCGCACCGUGGUUCUCCCCGGCCAGGUCCUGGGCUUCCUGGGAGUGUACGAGGACGUGAACAUCCGUGCCACGUGCGUGGGCAUGCUGCGCCCUGCGCCGGCCGAGUGCCGCUACGCCAAGUGCUGCCACGCGGCCACGGGUGACGUGGUGUUCGUGCCGCUCGGCUCGCGCGGCAAGUUCUACUCCGUGGCCCGGCGCUCGUCCCGGUCGCCGAACCACGUGUUCCCGCUGGCGCAGCUGCUUCGCUUCGCCCGUGUGCCGCUCACCGUGCGACUCGUGUGCGGACCGCUGAUGCGCACGCCCACCGGCUUCACCGGAAUACUCAGGCUCGAGCACGUACAGGAACAAGAAGUGGUGCUCGCCUGCAGCCUCCAAGAAGGGCGGCCCACUCUGCUCGAAAUCGACAUGGGCUCCACCUUCUCCUUCGUACCGGAGCGUGACUCACGCAAGAUGGGCAAGUCAAGCCAGCUGUACAACCGCAUGCUACGUCACUGCCUCGAGGAAGCCGACAGGUGGCGCAGCGAGAUCAAAGUCGCGCAUCACGUGGUGCCAAAACACCAGCUACAAGUGCCCGGCGGCCGCUCAGUGGUCCUCAAGAAGUCCACGUCUUCGGCGAGCAAGAAGUCGGCCUGCUCGUUCGUUGACCUUCCACCGUCUUCGGGCGUCCCCACGCUCAAGUCGCAAAUGUCCACAUCAUCUAAGAAGUCAUCCACAUCCUCGACUUCCAGCAACCCGUUCAAGAAGCUCUGGUCGCUGCACAGGUCGGCAUCCGCGAAGAAGGCCAGCGGGCCGCCAAAGUACGCUUCCUGCGAUGGGUCUGAGACGGCCGACGAGUUCGAGAAGCUCGGAGUCUUCCGGACCGUGGGACCGAACGCGUCGACCAGGCUGUUCGCGUCCACGACGGACCACAUCUACGAGUCCAUCCCGAGACCUCGAGCAACCAGGACGCCACGAUACCUGAUGGCUAGGGACGUACUUCCCUUCAAGGCCUCCAAGGACUUCGAGCCAGCGGGCGACGACGGCUACGGCACGUCGCACAUGGACAGUGACUCCGUCUACGACUCCAUUUCAUAGCGUCCCUCCACUGUUUGCGACAACGCGCCAGUUUGCUCUUUACUUCUUGGUGCUUGCUUGCCUGGACGACCCGUGACAGCCAGUGUGACUGUACGAAAGAGCUUUUCUGACCAUAGACCUAGGACAGGCGCUUUGGAGUCGCGAGUGUCCGUGAAAAUCAAGCACAAGGGAUGUACACAACUGCAUUCAGUACUUUACGCUUCCUUGGCUGUGGAGUUAAAUAAGACGUCCGUGCGUGGACGGGCUGGUACAACUCGCAGCUUCUUAGCUCAGUUUCUACAUCGUCAAAGAAGUGUCAAACGACAGACGGUGGACCAACAUGUGUGAGCUCUUUGAACGUUACACAAGGUUUUCGCUGCUUGAAAAGAUGAGGCAGUUUGGAUGGAGUUGUGGCUGGUAUGUUAUAGCAUGCCACAUGGACAAUGUGCGAAUAGCAGCGAAAGCUGUCCCAUGUUGGUGUGUGCACAGAAAACUUCCAAGAGCCAGUGAGACUGGCUGUAAGGGGACUUAGUGAUGUGUCGGAAAAUCUGCAGUUCGGAAGCAGUAGGUUUUUGUUACUCUCAGAGCUCAUUCAAGCAUUGAGAUAGAGGCUUAUAAAGUUACUAAGAUAGCUCACACAAGGAUGUGUGCAUUGUGACAUUCGGGACCACACCUUUGCGUCAAUAAUAAGAGCACAUUCGUGCAGUUGUAAACUUGUCAUGGCAAACUUCGCAAGGCCAGAUAUGCCACCAACCAGCAACAUCCUAAUCCUGUUAUGGAGACCCGCACGAUUAUAAUGUUGUGUAUGCAACUGCAAAGUGAUGCCUUAGUACGUAGACCCGAAGAUUGCAAAAGGUCUCACUAUUUCAAGUCAAGUCUUGUUCUAUAGCGAAGGUUUCUUUAACAGCUCAAAAAUCAUAUGUGAGAUACUGAUAUUUCAUAGUACUUCAACAUUUUUGCUCGCUACUUUCCGAUGUUUCGAAAGGACUCUGCCUAUUUGUAGAGUGGAUGAACUAGUGUUCAACAUGCUCAAUCAAGCUUAACCAACACACAAAAAAAAGGCGUCAGAAAUAAACACAGUCCCAGCUUUUGUUCCUG